Molecule: messenger RNA, 2326 nt
Organism: Darwinula stevensoni
Lineage: Eukaryota; Metazoa; Arthropoda; Ostracoda; Podocopida; Darwinulidae
Source: the annotation of a GenBank genome assembly
CUCACGUGAGCCGGGGUCGGACUGACCCAGUGAAUAAGAGAGCGCGGAGACCCUUCAGCCGCCAUUCCGACGCGAGUCGUGCCGCCGGGAGCAUCCCUCUUCCCCUCUCGUGCAUCCUGAGCCCGUGCUGACGAUGGACGUGACGUCACUCCCGUCGUCGACCUCCACCCCGUCGAACAGCUUGGAAGACCUGAAACAGCUGUUCACCUGGGUGGAUUACCUGGUCUUCUCCCUGCUGCUGGCCGUCUCGGCCGGCAUCGGCGUCUUCUAUGGCUUCUUCAAGCGGAAUAAGGGCUCGGAGGAUUUCCUCAUGGCCGGCAGGAACAUGUCCACCUUCCCCAUGGCCAUGUCCCUUAUUGCAAGUUUCAUGUCGGCCAUCACGUUGCUGGGGACGCCGGCGGAGACCUACCAGUACGGGACGAUGUACUGGCUGAUCGGCUGCUCGUACUUCCUCGUCAUACCGGCCGCCGCCUACCUCUAUCUCCCCAUCUUCUUCAAGCUCGAAUGCACCUCUGCCUACGAGUACCUCGAGAGGAGAUUCAGCCGGUCCCUCAGAAGCUUCGGAUCCGCCAUCUUCACCGUCCAGAUGGUAUUGUACAUGGCUGUGGUCGUGUAUGCGCCGGCGCUCGCACUCAGUCAAGUGACGGGCGUUGACCUGUACGUGUCCAUCUGCCUCAUCUUCGGCGUCUGCAUCUUCUACACCGUGUUGGUGAGGGAACGAGGGGAACCCCCGCAGGACGGGGAAAACCCACUGAUUUAUUGCGCUAUGCGACUAGUGGCACCCCUGGCCUUUGGCGGUAUGAAAGCGGUGAUCUGGACGGACACGGUGCAGGUGGUGAUCAUGUACACCGCCAUGCUGGGCGUGGUCCUCCAGGGCGUCGUGGACGAAGGCGGCUUCGCCAACGUCUGGAGCACCGCCUACAACUCCACCCGCAUCGAGUUCUUCGAGUUCAGCGCGGAUCCGACCGUCCGGCACUCGGUUUGGAGCCUCGUAAUCGGCGGAUAUUUCACCUGGAUCGCCAUCUACGGCGUGAACCAGGCUCAAGUCCAGAGGUACCUCACGGUGCGCAAUCAACAGCAGGCUGUCAACGCCCUCUGGAUCAACCUAGUCGGGCUGUUCCUGCUGCUCACCAUCUGCGCGUUCGCAGGGCUGGUCAUCUACACGAAGUACCAGGGGUGCGAUCCCCUGAAGCAGGGCCUGGUCACGACGGCGGAUCAGCUGUUUCCCCUCUUCGUCAUGGACGUGCUGGGGCAUCUGCCGGGGGUGCCGGGGGUCUUCGUCGCCGGGAUCUUCUCUGGCGCUCUCAGCACCGUUUCGUCCGGCCUGAACUCCCUGGCGGCGAUCACGCUGGAAGACUUCGUCCUCAUCUACGCCUCCCCGAACAUGAACGACAAGCGGAAGACGCUCGUGUCCAAGGGUCUCUCUCUCGGUUACGGGAUCGUCUCGUUCGGGUUCGUCUUCGUCGCUCAGCAGCUCGGCGACGUCCUCCAGGCGAGUCUUCCAGUUGGGGUCGCUGCCUUGAGCAUCUUCGGGAUGAUCGGAGGUCCCCUUCUGGGGAUGUUCACCCUGGGGAUGUUCUUCCCUUGGGCGAACUCGAAGGGAGCCCUGGCGGGGACCCUCAUGGGGCUGGCAUUCACCUUCUGGAUCGGGUUGGGGGCGAACAUCUCCCGCUCGCAGGGUCUCAUGACGGUGCCGAAGAAGCCGCUGUCCACGGAGCAUUGCGACGUGCUGUUCACCUCGGCUGCGUCUGCUGUUCCCACGCUGGCGGGGAUGGUGUCCGAGAACGGGGGAGGAGACGACGACGGCGACGUCUUGGGCCUCUACCACCUGUCGUACAUGUGGUAUUCCGCGGUCGCCUGCUUCACUGUGAUCAUCGUCGGCCUCCUCGUCAGCUUCCUGACGGGGGCCCAGGAUCCAAAGACUCUCAACCCGAAUCUCAUCUGCCCCUUCUUCGACCGGGUUGCGCCGUUCCUCCCCGAACGCAUCCGGCGGAAGCUCCGAUUCCACGUCGGCGAAUGCUACGACGCGUCGACGGAAGGGACGGCAGAGCUGAAGAUGAACCCGUCCCGAGCGACGAUGAUAUCGGAGACCGGGGAGACGAACCUCGCCUUCCAGCCCUCGUACCCCGAACUCAAGGAGAAAGUCAUCGAGACCAAAGGAUUUUAUCUUCCCAGGCAGGACGAUGCCGACUAGGCAACAAGAAUGUACUUAUUCGAUGAUAAAUCUGGACGAAAUAUGUAUAUAAAGACGAGAGAAAAGGACAAAUCGGGGGGAAAAGCCUCACUUCCGAGCUUUUUUUUUUCUUGAGAUUUCGACAAGCGUUGU